AUGGCGACCUCCCCCGCCGGCCGCAUGUUGUCCCGUCAACUGCAGCAGAUGCAGUCUGACAAGGACAUUCCUGGGAUCAGCUGUGGUCUGGUAGAUAACAACAUCUUCGAAUGGGAGGUCAUGCUGAUGAUCUCCGACGAUGUUAAAUUAUAUGGAGGCGGGUUUUUUCGAGCUCGCCUUACCUUCCCCUUGGAAUACCCGCAUAUGCCCCCGAAGAUGAAAUUUGAGUCGUCGCUCUUCCACCCGAACAUCUACCCCAACGGAGAAGUUUGUAUCUCAAUUCUGCACCCCCCAGAGGAGGACAAAUACGGCUACGAAUCUGCUGCCGAGCGCUGGUCGCCGGUCCAGACCCCCGAGACCAUACUGCUUUCCGUGAUCUCCAUGCUGUCCAGCCCCAACGACGAGAGCCCUGCCAAUGUGGAAGCUGCCCGGCUGUGGCGGGAGGAUCCCGCUGAGUUCAAGAAGCGGGUGCGUCGGUGCGUGCGCGAUAGUCUGGAGGAAUAA
Molecule: messenger RNA, 504 nt
Organism: Penicillium longicatenatum
Lineage: Eukaryota; Fungi; Ascomycota; Eurotiomycetes; Eurotiales; Aspergillaceae
Product: putative ubiquitin conjugating enzyme
Exons: 3
Coding region: 1-504 (167 amino acids)
Cellular component (GO): endoplasmic reticulum; cytosol
Source: RefSeq, a predicted model, not a curated record